Molecule: messenger RNA, 2601 nt
Organism: Cladocopium goreaui
Lineage: Eukaryota; Dinophyceae; Suessiales; Symbiodiniaceae
Source: the annotation of a GenBank genome assembly
AUGUCGCUGGCGACAAGCGUGGCUGCCGCGCUGCGGGAAUCGGCGAAGACUGAGGCCGAGUUGCACGGUCUCGCUGAAGCCGUUGAAGUCAUGAAAGAAAUCUUGGCUCAGGUUUCUGUGAAUCCAGGCUACAAAGAUCACACUGCUGCGGCAUCCUUUUGUCAUUGCUGCUUGUAUACGCUUCGCGCUAUACUUUUGGACUGGAGCAUCUCAACCACUGCAGUGCAAACGAUGCCGCUAGCAAAGAUGCCAAAGAUCGAAGGCAAUGCUGUGUGGCACGUCGAGCAUCCCAACUGUCGGAUCUUCCUGGCAGAGGUUCAAAGCAGCAUGCGGUUCCUCACCCUUCAUUCGAAGGCAUUCGAAGGAUACGAGGAAGCAAACGACGCAAAAGUGUUCUGCCAUGACCGGAUCUGCUGCUGCACCGUGGAUUCGUUUGAUGAAUGUGGAGGGCAGCGGUGGAUCAUGUUGAUCAGCAUCCCCAACACAAAUGACAACUCGAACAUGUCCAAUGGGAGUCGCAACGAUGCCAUGGAUCGAACCGGCUUGCGGCAGGCCUUGGCCCGCUAUAGUGAGACAAGCAUUUUCGCAGUGAGAAAGUUGCUGUCUGGGGAAAAUCCCUCUGCACGCAGUGGCAGCUUCAAACGUGCCGCAGCGGAAGUGCUUGGACCAUAUCGCCAGUGCUAUCAGCCAGUCAAUGUGCCGAAUGUCGAAGCUGACCGGCCGGAUGUGACAUUCUACAUGGCUGAUUUGAAAAAAAUUCUUUGUCUGCUUGCGCAGCGCUGCGAGUCCUUCUUGCAACUUCUGCGACAGCCGGGUGCGCCGGAAGUGCGGCUUGAAGCAUUUCUGGCGCACGAUGAGUGCACAGCUGGCAACGUUCUGAACCCGUUGCAAACGCAAAAAACAUUGCUGUUCUAUUGCACCUUUUCCCUUUUGCAAGACACCUUUGUGAGCAGCCGAAGCUGGAUUCCGGUGGCAGCCAUUCCACACUGUGAUCUAACUUCUUGCCGUGGUGGCAUUGGUGCUGCAACUGCAACGUUUUUGCGCCGCUGGGAUCAAGAUGGGCUCGAUGUUCCUUUUGAUGUUGCGCCCGGAGUGCGCGCAUCAGUCCACCUGCAAGGAUUUGUGAGCGACGGAGACAGUCAAAGGGCUGCAUUUUCUGCUAAAGGAUCUGCAGGCCUGAAGCCGUGUACCUUUUGUGCCAAUGUUCUGAAACGUGGCUGCGCCGCAGCUGAACGGGAUCCAAACUUUGUGACCAUAAGUGAACAUAACUUGGCUAAAUUUCAGUUGUAUGAUGCGCGGGAAUUGGAAGCGGCCAUUGUGGCCUGGCUAGCUCGCAAGCCCGCCAUGACGAAGCAUGAAAUUGAUCUCAGGGAACGAUGUUUAGGUUUCCGGCUGGACGCAGACGGAAUCUGGGGCUGCGGCACCGCAAGAAGGAAGCUGACCAUCGACAUGGCCCUGAAUGACUCCAUGCAUUGCUAUUUUAGCACUGGCAUCGUCAACACGGAACUUGUCUUGUUCCUUGGACAAGCAUGGAAAGUGGCAAAAAUCAAAACAGAUGAUCUUCUGGAAACGAUGAAAGCUGCAGCUUGGCGCAGACCAGGGAAACCGUCUGCAGUCUCUGAACUGAAACGCUUAUUUGGUCAUCAACUCUUUGGGGAGGAAAUAUACAAAGGAUCAGCUGAACAAACCAAAUUGAUUUUGCCGCUUCUCCGAUGGAUUGCAGAAGCAUGGCUACAACGCAUGCCAUCCAUGAAAGAGUCUGCAGAAUGCUUUCUGGCUCUUUGCCGCUGCACAGACCAAUUGCAGCUGUGCAAUGCAGAGACUCGGUGGUCAACACUGGAACAAGCCCAGUGCCACCAUCAAAGACUGUUUUCGGCAUUGUAUCCAGACUCGGUACGUCCAAAACACCACCAUAGGCUUCACCUGAGCCAGCAAUAUGAAAAACUCAAGAUGCAAAUAUCGUGCUGGGGCGUCGAAGCAGCGCACCAAUCCUACAAGAAAUGCUUCGCCGACAAUUUCGAUCAUCUCCUGCAGCCUGGAACAGAAGGCAUGUACAGUCGACAUAUCAUGCCGCGUUUGCUGCUACGAUACAUGGAAAUGUGCAAUGAAACGCCCUUCCUAACGAAUGGGUUCCAGUUGCUAUCUCCAUUCGAUGAAGCUGCUGUCGAAUCCGCUACGGGAAUCAAAGAUGCUUCCAUCAGUGCCAAAUGCCGGACCCACGUCAUGGAAAUAAAAGAGAAUGAUGUGUUGCUAUGGGGAAAAGAACGGGACCAAGGAGGCAUCAUUCGUUUCUUCCUCGUGCGUAACAACAAGUUAUUCUUGUAUGCGACUCCCCUGGAGUUGCGAGACAAGACAGAAGCAACAAGAACGUUUUCCUCCAAGGCCUUAGCGGCACAAGAGCUGUACAAGAAGGGCUGGAAAUAUCAGAAGUCCGAAAAGCUUUGGUACCUGGAGCAUCAGCCGCAGGUUGGUGAGCCGAGAUGGUACGUUUGGGAUCCAAAUACCUGGGAAAGAAAGGAUGCCCGACCCCAGGACUUUUCUUCGAACCAAUUCCUGACAGAGGAGGAGGUCCAGGUGCGAUUCCCUCAGAUGCCUCAGUGA